AUUAAUAUAAUAAAUACCUAAAAAAAAAUACAAUAAAAAAGGAAAAAUGUCACAGGGAAGAGAUUAUUCCGGUGGAGCGCGAAAAAAACGCGGUGGCGGUGGACGUUUUCAUGGGAAGAAUAAUUUUGUCAGUAUUGGCGAUAUGGGUAAAGAAGUACUCGAUAAAUUAGACGAAAAUAGUCAAGUGAUAAAACAAUUUCGCAAUUAUUCCAUUGAACUUGACGAUAAACACGAUCGUUUCGAGAGAAUUGUUAAAUUAAGCCGUGACAUUACAAUUGAAAGUAAAAGAAUUAUUUUCCUUCUGCAUACAAUUGAUCGUGACGAGAAACACGAGACAAUACUUAAUGAAGCUGAAAAACGUCUCGAGAAUAUUACAAAAUUCCCCUUUAAAAAUAUCGCCAAAGAAUUAGAUGGUCACGAUUCAUUUCAAUAUAUAAAAGCCUAUCGUCCAGGAAUGCAAGAAUUCAUCGAGGCAAUGACAUUUCAACAGUAUUUAAAAAAUAAAAAACUCACAAAUUGGAAUCACAUUGGCGCUGCCUUGAAUUAUAAAAUUGAAAAACAAGAGACGAAAUCUACAGAAACAAUUUCUAAUCAAGAGAAGAAUUCUUCAUUGGAAAAAAUUCAGGAAAAUUUAUCCCAUCAACAAGAGGAAUUAACAACAGCGAUAAAAGAAUCAAAUCCCGAAAUGAUAAAAUACAUUCAAACAACAUUAAUUCCACAAGAUUAUAUUCUUGGUAUUGCCGAUCUCACCGGUGAAUUAAUGCGAAAAUGUAUUAAUAAUUUAUCAACUGGAAAUAUUGCCGGUUGUUUUGAGACUUGUAAUUUUGUGAGAAAUAUGUAUCAGGGAUUUUUGGGUAUCACAACGUUUUCCGGUCGUGAAAUAAAUCGUAAACUCUUAACUUUGAAGCAGAGUUUAAAUAAAAUUGAAAAUGUUUGUUAUACAAUUAAAAUACGCGGUUCAGAAAUUCCUCGUCAUAUGCUCGCGAGUGUCGCUAUUGCCGAGACUGAGGAAAAUAUCGACGAAGACGAGGGAUUUUAUUAAAAAAAAAAAAGAAAACGAAAAGGAAGAAAAAGAAUUUUUUUGCCUAAUUUUCUAAUGAACAAUUUCAUUUUCCAUAAAAGAUAAAGAUACUAAAUAAAAAUUUUACCCAGUGAAAAAGAAUAAUACACGAAUUGUAUAAUUAUUGAAAUUCAAUUAAUAUCGUUAAGUGAUUAAAUUAAUUAAUUAA
This is a messenger RNA of Leptopilina heterotoma, 1229 nucleotides long. RefSeq names its product translin-associated protein X (gene Trax). The record is from RefSeq and is a predicted model, not a curated record. Lineage: Eukaryota; Metazoa; Arthropoda; Insecta; Hymenoptera; Figitidae. Gene Ontology annotation, cellular component: nucleus; cytoplasm. Gene Ontology annotation, molecular function: RNA endonuclease activity; sequence-specific DNA binding; RNA binding. The coding region runs from base 47 to 1042 and encodes 331 amino acids. The transcript is spliced from 2 exons.